AUGGUUUCUCUCUCGUUCAUGUUCGCUGCAGUGGCAGCAUUGCUUCCGAUCGUUUCUGUUACUGCUCAACCCGGAGCAGCUCCCUCUGGCCGAGUAUCGCCGCCUUAUAAUCACGACUUCGAGUAUCCGGUUCCGAUUCCUCCUGUCAAGAAACCCAUGACCACAUACACCGACAGGAAGACUGGCACAAAGAUCGAGUUCUAUGAGGUCAAGAUCAAGGAGUUCACCAAGAACCUCUUCCCCGACCUCGAGGAUGCCACCCUCAUCGGAUACGACGGGAUGGUCCCGGGCCCCACCUUCAAGAUCAAGAAGGGCACCGAGACGGUCGUUCGCUUCGUCAACGAGUACUUCCGAGAGUCCUCGAUCCAUCUUCACGGCUCCUACAGCCGUGCUCCGUUCGACGGAUGGGCUGCAGACACUAUCAAGCCCGGACAGUACAAGGACUACUACUACCCCAACAAGCAGAGUGCCCGCACUCUGUGGUACCACGAUCACGCUCAGGGAAUCACCUCACUGAACGCCUAUGCCGGCCAGGCUGGCUUCUAUAUCGUCGAGGACGAGGCCCUCGAGGAGAAGUUCGACCUUCCCCGCGGCAAAUACGACAUCCCGCUCAUGUUCCAGUCCCGCUUCUACACCGCCAACGGCAACAUCAGUGACGAGAGCGCGCAGCGCAUCUCGACUUACGGUGACACCUACUCGGUCAACGGCCAGAUCCUUCCCCACCUCGAGGUCGAGCCCCGCAAGUACCGCUUCCGCUUCCUCAACGGUGCCGCCUCGCACACCUUCAACUUCACGCUCGAGAGCAAGGGCGAUUACGGCGAGACCGAGAAGGUUCCCAUGUGGGUCAUCGGCUCGGACUCUGGUUUCCUCUCCCACCCUGUCGAGACCGAGUCCCUCGUGCAAGCCAUGGCCGAGCGCUGGGAGGUCGUCAUCGACUUCUCCCAAUACAAAGGCCAGAAGCUCACUCUCAAGUCCGCCGACACCUUCGCCGACACCAUCUUCUACGGCACUGGCAACGUGAUGCAGUUCCGCGUCGGCCACAAAGUCACCAGCCGCAAGGGCAACGGCCCGCUCCCCGCCAAGCUCGUCGACCUCGACCUCCCCGUCAACCACGAAGCCGUCGACCAGCACUUCCAGUUCGGCUUCGGCCCCAAGGGCCCGCCCCCCGCCGGAGAGUGGACCAUCAACAACCGCUCCUUCGCCGACGCCAAGAACCGCAUCGUCCGCAACGUCCCCCGCGGCACCACCGAGAAGUGGACGCUGCAGGGCGGCGGCGGCUGGUCGCACCCCAUCCACAUCCACCUUGUCGACUUCCAGAUCAUCGCGCGUGAGGGCGUCACUCCGCGCGCCGGCACCAACACGACCAUCGGGCGCAACUACGUGACACCCUACGAGGCGGCCGCGCUCAAGGACGUCGCCGCUCUCGGCACCAACGAGAAAGUGACCGUCCUCGCCAAGUACGCGCCCUGGGACGGCGUGUACAUGUUCCACUGCCACAACCUGAUCCACGAGGACCACGACAUGAUGGCGGCGUUCAACAUCACCUCCCUCCCGGAUUUCGGCUACCCCGAGACCACAAAGUUCAUCGACCCCAUGGACCCCCGCUUCCGCCCCCAGGAGUACCGCGGCACCUCCAUCCGCACCCUUAGAGACGAGGUCCUCCCAAACUUCGCAAAGCUCCGCGCUUACAAGGACGUCAAGAAGGUCGAGGCCGCCCUCGAGGAGUACCAUGCCACCCGCGUCGGCCCCGCGCUCACCGGCAAUGCCAUCGCCGAGAUCGCUGAGCCUACCGCUACUGUGGCCUAG
Molecule: messenger RNA, 1806 nt
Organism: Tricharina praecox
Lineage: Eukaryota; Fungi; Ascomycota; Pezizomycetes; Pezizales; Pyronemataceae
Product: Cupredoxin
Exons: 2
Coding region: 1-1806 (601 amino acids)
Molecular function (GO): oxidoreductase activity; copper ion binding
Source: RefSeq, a predicted model, not a curated record